Fragaria vesca subsp. vesca is the source of this 939-nucleotide messenger RNA. Its product is annotated as carboxylesterase 1-like. Lineage: Eukaryota; Viridiplantae; Streptophyta; Magnoliopsida; Rosales; Rosaceae. The record is from RefSeq and is a predicted model, not a curated record. The coding region runs from base 1 to 939 and encodes 312 amino acids. The transcript has a single exon.
AUGUCAAACACUGAUCAAUUCAAACCCAAAAUAAUCUCUAAUCCAGAUGGAACAUACACGCGCCUCAUAAAAUUUCCAAGCACUGAUGCCGACUCUACCUCCGCCACUAACCCAGUACUCUCCAAAGACAUCCCUGUAAACCCUAAGACCCAAACCAUGGUCCGAUUCUUCCUCCCCCGGAAUGUCCUUGGCUCAAAAACCAAACUCCCUCUCAUAUUUUACUACCACGGCGGUGCGUUUCUCUAUUGCAGCGCAACUACAACGGUUUUCCAUGAGUUCUGUUCCAACAUGGCUUCGGAACUCCAAGCUAUUGUAGUAUCCGUUGACUACCGUCUCGCCCCCGAACACCGCCUCCCUGCAGCCUACGAGGACGCCGUAGAUGUGUUGUACUGGAUCAAAACCGCAGAGGAAGUAUGGGUAAGAGAGUUUGCUGACUUCUCAAGCUGUUUUCUAAUGGGUACUAGUUCUGGUGGAAACCUAGCUUACCAUGCAGGGCUUCUUGCUGGUGAAGUUAGUGACCAACUUAGGCACUUGAAAAUCAAAGGACUCAUACUGCACCAUCCCUUCUUUGGUGGAUCCGAGAGGACCGAAUCGGAGCUGAAGAUGGAGCAUGAUCGGGUUUUGCCACUCCGGGCAAGCGAUGCGGCCUGGAAAUUGGUGUUGCCUAUAGGUGCUGACCGUGAUCAUGAGUAUUGCAACCCAAUGGUGGUUGACAGAAAUGAUGCUUGGGGUGCGAUGAGGGCCGUGGAUUGUAGGGUUUUGGUUUUGGGUUGUUAUGGAGAUCCGAUGAUUGACCGGCAGAUGGGGUUGGCGAGAAUGGUAGAGGAGAAGGGUGUGCAGACGGCGACCCACUUUGGCGAUGGUUGUCAUGGUUUGGAAAUAACUGACCCGUCCAAAGCUCCGGGUUUAUUUGCCGUGUUGAAAAAUUUCAUAUACUAG